AGGGAGGGGGUAAGAUGGCGGCGCCCGUCCUGCUGCGAGUGUCGGUGCCGCGCUGGGAGCGGGUGGCCCGCUCCGCCGUGUGCGCGGCCGGCAUCCUGCUCUCGCUCUACGCCUGCCACCUGGAGCGGGAGAAGGGCCGCGACAUCCACUACCAAGCGUUGUGCGACCUCAGCGAGCGGGUCCGCUGCUCCGCCGCCAUCACCUCCAGAUGGGGUCGAGGAUUCGGUCUGUUGGGUUCCAUCUUUGGAAAGGACAGUGCAAUAAAUCAGUCAAACAGUGUUUUUGGACUCGUGUUUUAUAUACUACAAAUGCUACUUGGUAUGACAGCAAGUGCAGUAGCAGCUCUAAUCCUCAUGACAUCCUCCAUAGUGUCUGUAGUAGGGUCAUUGUACUUGGCAUACAUUCUGUACUUCGUGCUGAAGGAAUUUUGCAUUGUCUGCAUCAUCACAUAUUUGCUGAACUUCAUUCUCUUUAUCAUCAACUACAAACGACUAGUUUAUUUGAAUGAGGCCUGGAAACGGCAACUCCAACCCAAACAGGAAUAACACCUGUUUGAACUGCUGACUGACAGUCUGAAGACCCAACUUCCAUUAAGUUUAUUUUGCAGUAAUUUUUUAUUCUCCAUAUCAGACACCUUCCCUGAGAAUCAUAACUGAAUUUAUAAUAAAAACUUGAAGGGGCCCUAGAUAUUUUUUUUGUGCUAAUCUUUGAUUUAAAUGUGGUAAUGAAAGAAAGCUCUAAUACAAUCAAAGACAAGCUUUAACUUUACUUUGAAGGAGUUUUAGCCACAGCAAAACCGAGACUCUCUUCCCCCUCCACUUGUGAAGUGGGUAACACUUGCUAUAAAGCAUCCUGUAUAUAAAUCCAGGUAUAACAAGAUGUGGUCAUGACAUUAAAUAUUCUAGACUAGCAUUAACAUAUUUAAUGUUGCCAUGUUUACAGUAUGUGUAUUACUUUUUAUUUUUUAGCUGAUGGACUUAGAUUUGAGUAGGACUUACACUGUACCCUGGAGACCUCCCUGUGCAAUUGGAUUUGUUAGCCUGGGAGCUGUCAGAGUGUUCAGCUAAUAGUCGGCCGGCAGGACGGAAGAAGUGGUCUCUGUAGAGAGCACAGCCUGCUGCUGCGCUGCCUGCUAGUGCUUUCACAAGAAUCGUGGUUGGGUUUGAUUACAGUUCUUUUUUUUUUUCCCCUUUUUUGUCUCCAGUAAGAAAAAGGAUCUAAAGUGGAAACCUGAAGUAUGUUGGUUAAACCACAACAUUGUUAAUUCUGUACAGAAUGAAAAUAGCUUCAUGUGGUCAGUGGAAAGCUGCCACCAGGAUAUUAUAUGCAGGUUGGGGGUUGGUGUAUCAAGAGCAUUCUUUGAAAGGACUUAAUUUCCAUGCAAAGCUGUUUCAGUUGUAAGCUGUGGUCAGCCUGCCAGCGUUACUGCUGUUUGAUGUUGUGUGAGUGCUGCAGCACGGGACUGCAGCCUGGAGUGGGCUAACUCAAGCAGUGCCCUGACGAAGCAGUUCCUUAAUUGAUCUUCAUCAGGAUCUGUGGUUUGUGCUAUAUUGGGAAAUGAACUUUAGGCCUGACACACGUUAAGAUCUCUUGGAAGGGCAGCCUGUUUGAUGGGAUAAAAUGAAAGGUGAUCUAGUGCUAUCAUUGCUCUUUCUAAUAACUAAUUGAGGAAAAAAAAUAAACUGCAGAUUUAAACAAAGGAACAAAAUUGUAAAUGUUGUUUCUGCACUCAGUAUUCUAAGGCUGAAUGUUAAAAGUGCCUUCUGUCUUAUGAUCCUAAACCAAAUACUUUGCAUUGAACUUAGCAGGCAGAAGUGUCCUUGCUUUAAAAAUGAACAAACUAACAAAAUUCCCGGCAAACUUGCUGGGGAUAGCAGAACAUUAAGAGAUCUAAUUUAGUUUUUAGACUGAGAAGUGGUAGCAGUAUUGUUUCAGUUAAACCCAUGUGAGAGAAGGUCAAUGAUGCAAUUCUGAAAAGUAAAAUAACUCACGUUUCAGACUCUGUGACACCAAAAUGUGUAGGUUCAGCUGCUUUCUGUAAUUGGUGCUGUGCUGCCUUUUGCCCUUGUCAGCUUCUAAAUAUGAAGAAUUCCAACUGCAUACCUAUUUAUUUAAAGAAUUAGUUUAAUUUUAGGAUUUUCUUUUCUGGACCGUGGAUGUCACAGAGACACUUAUGGUGUGUGGCUUAAGUGGAUUAUAAACACUAAGUUGCUGAGGAUAAACCUGACUGUGAAACAUGCAGUGUUCCAUAGAGAAAAUAGAAUCUUUUAGAUUGAAUUCACAAAAUAGUAUUUAAUUACUACUGAAGUAAUUUUCUGGUUUGUACCAAGGAUGUAGGUGGAAACUGCUUUUAUGUAUAGAGUUCUGUGGUAUGAGUCAACAUCUGUUGCAUGUAACACUAAAUUACUUGUCCCUCUUGUCUAACAGUUUUAGACAACAAUUCAUUAAAUGCGUUCUGUAUUGACCAGAGUAUAGUUAAAGCUUGUCUUGAUGUUUAGUUCUGUCUCUCAGAUACCUUGAACUUUGCUGUGAGGGGAGUGAAAGAUGUUAAACCGGUCCCUCGAGGCUUUACUUUGUUCUCUGACAAGCCUUGAGGCUGUAUCACUGUGUAAUACGUUGUACAGAUUUAUUUUGAUGCAUUCCUGUGUUCUACACUAAGGCAUCUUUUUCAUCCAAGGAAGAGGUGAACACGUGCUGCCUGAAAUGGUUAGUCACGGGGCUAAUCUCUCAGAAGAAGCAGCGAUGGAGGCAAGUGUAAGCAAUGAUCACUUGGUCCAAUUUGUGGGUGUCGCACACACCAAAAAGAAGGAAAAAAGCCCUAUCAGCUGAAAGUGUAGGUGUUGACUAACUUCACUCUGUCUUGUGCUUGUCCAUGUGGGCAUAGUCUGUUAAUUCAGUUUGUUUAGUAAGUGGUUUCGGGCCAGAUUUCAGCAGUCGUGUCCGCAGUCCUUGUUUGUGUGCACGUGGGGAUCAAAUGGCAACCGAGUUUGGUCUCUGGAAGAAUUCGCAGCUACACGUCGUGCACCAACUUGUGAAUCUGAUCCUUAAUUGUGAACUCUCUUGUCUCGUGUGCUUUUCUUGCAGUUACUUUUUACUGGAAGUGAUUUGCUAGGAGUGGCCCUAACCCUUUCUCCUUUCUCUCUUGUGCUUCAGAAAUGCAGUUGGCCUGAAUAAAGGGCAAAAUAAUAUUAGCAGUAGAAAUUUGGACCUUUUUGCUUCCUAUUUUUUUGUUCCAGUCUUUCCCCAUUGCUCCCAGUGAUAGAAACAGCAUAUUUCUUCCAGUAAAAUGGCUCAGGUUACAAUUAGUAAUGUGAUGUAAAUCGGACAGUUUCUUCAUGCAACUGCCUCCCUGCCUGCCCCCAGCCAAAACAAAUGUGGCAAAAGUGUGGUUGGUAUUUAUUUGACCCUCCAAUUUCUCAGAAACCUUGAGGAUAUGAGAAUGUGGGUAAAAGUUGGUAAAUAAUAGCUGGUCUGGCAGAGAGAUGGGAGGCAUUACACGGAUUCUGGUUGUGGUUUCAACACUCAUGAGAACAGAGGGGGAAAAAAAUCUGCAAUAUCCAGGCAGUUGUUCUGAAUUUGGGCUCUUUCUCCCGCCUCCUUGGCUCCCAGAUGUUCUGCAGGGAGAGGUGGAUUGGAAAGGCAAAAGAACCUCAUCCCAAAACCUGUUUAGGAAUGAAACAUUCCUGAAAUCCUCUUACUGUAAGGUACUUGCUACUCUUAAGGCCAACGAAGCAUUCAAGUCUCGUUUAGGAAAUGAAUGUUCUUGGAAGUUUCUUACUGUAAAGUGUUUGCAGUGUUAAGGCCAAUGAAACAUUCCCUGCCACCUUUGAUAUCUAAAGUGACAAUAGAUCUCUCUUAUGAGGAGAUUUCUACAUCCUGUAGUACACAUUUGUUGUCUGCUGUACAGUCUGGAUUGAUGAUGUGCUUCAGGCAGCACUCUGCUCCUAAUUUAACUGGGCCAAAGUCAGAGAGAGAUCCUAAUAGCUGUGGUUCUGCCAAUGUUCAAAUGUCAUCGAGACAAAACUGGUCCAGAAACGAUGAAGUAUUCUGUUACUGUAAAACUGUAUUAAGCAUGGCCUAAAUAUUAGGUGUUUGUUCUGUAUAGUAUGUUCCAUCAACUAUUUAUUACUAGUGCUUUAAACUCCAAAUUAAACAUCCAUUUAAACGGAGUCAUUGGGCAGAUGUUCCUUUUUUUUCAAUCUAGGCUGAGAGGGAUUCUCUACUGGAGGUUUAGGAUACAACUUUACUAACAGUAAAACCAUGUAAAUAUGUAUGAAUUCUAUUUGUUGCACAUAACUUUUUUGGUAUAAAAAGAAAUAAAUGUAGAAAUUA
Colius striatus (speckled mousebird) is the source of this 4332-nucleotide messenger RNA. RefSeq names its product vitamin K epoxide reductase complex subunit 1 like 1 (gene VKORC1L1). The transcript has 3 exons. Bases 15 to 545 code for a protein of 176 amino acids. NCBI's taxonomy places the organism in Eukaryota, Metazoa, Chordata, Aves, Coliiformes, Coliidae. Gene Ontology annotation, biological process: vitamin K metabolic process; peptidyl-glutamic acid carboxylation. Gene Ontology annotation, molecular function: vitamin-K-epoxide reductase (warfarin-sensitive) activity. The record is from RefSeq and is a predicted model, not a curated record.